ACUAAACAGUGAGGGAAGCAGAAAGAGAAGGUAAGUAGCCCACAAAGAUCUUUUUAUUAGGCAUAGUUUAUGGUACUGAGAAUUUGGUCUUAUCCACAGAACAGAGAUCAGUGUGAUGGAGAUACCUAAAAGAAUCCGUAACCCAAUCAAAAAAAGAAAAGUCAGUGAGCCAGUCACUGCCCUACAAAAUGAAGAACAAGAAGGACUUUAUGUUUUUCUAACAUUUGAAGAUGGAUAUACUGCAAUAAUUUGUAAGACCUGCGACAUACUUACAGAAAAGGAGUCACCAAUUACUAGCUUUGAGGGACUCAUUCCAGGAGCUCGAGUUCUUGCAAGAUGGUCAGACAACAAAUUUUAUAAUGCCACUGUAGAUCACAUUGGGUUCUGUGACCAAAAGCAGGACCCGAGAAAGGGUGCAAAGGACAUAAAAAGAAAUUAUGCAUCUGCUGAAUCAUUUUAUAACCAGAAUCGGGUCGCUUCUGCACCAGCUGAACAUGGUCCUUCCUCUGCACUAACCCAGCCUCCGUCUCCAGGAUUGCCACCAACCCAACAUCAAUCUGUGCAAUUACCAUGCUCUGUUAAGCCUUUUAAUCCACAGCCCAUGACACCAUCUGAGUAUUGUAAUCAAGACCAGCCAGGUUUCUUAGAUUUAGAUGAACAUCAAAGACAAACCAUUACACAUAAUUCAACCCCAAAAGAAACAUUUUUGGGGCUUCUGUAUAACCCGUCUAUACCUCACCCCUCAGCUGAAGUUACAAUUCAGGAUGACCAGCUUGGGUUAGAGCCUGAGGAGUAUGAAGAUCCCACAGUCAGAACACAGAAUUAUUCCUAUGAAAAUGAACAAUGGGAGCCAUGUGAAACAUGCAAGCUGGAGGUACAGGCAUUACUUAAAGAGAAUAAGAUGAUGAAAGAUGUGCUUUCCAGCAUGAGUAAGUAAAAUGAUUGCAUGUAAAGGGACAUUUCUGAUUCAUUAAUAAUUCC
This is a messenger RNA of Carassius auratus (goldfish), 981 nucleotides long. RefSeq lists its product as uncharacterized. The transcript is spliced from 2 exons. The record is from RefSeq and is a predicted model, not a curated record. Lineage: Eukaryota; Metazoa; Chordata; Actinopteri; Cypriniformes; Cyprinidae. The coding region runs from base 116 to 937 and encodes 273 amino acids.